Molecule: messenger RNA, 2198 nt
Organism: Cynocephalus volans (Philippine flying lemur)
Lineage: Eukaryota; Metazoa; Chordata; Mammalia; Dermoptera; Cynocephalidae
Gene: ANKRD37
Product: ankyrin repeat domain 37
Exons: 5
Coding region: 231-707 (158 amino acids)
Cellular component (GO): nucleus; cytoplasm
Molecular function (GO): protein binding
Source: RefSeq, a predicted model, not a curated record
UGUGUACGUGCGGCUGUCGCAGGGCGGGGAAAGUCCCUGCUGCUAAGGAUUAGGCUGCUGGGGUGCGGUCAGGGCUGGGGCGCGGCGGCGAGGGGCCGGCCCGCUACCCCGGCGGUCUUUAAAUUCCCCCUUCCUCAGGCGGGCUUGUGCACGCUUACCUGCCAGACUGCAGCGAGUGUCCCACCACUCUGCACUUCCAGCGACUUUUUUUCAUCUGUUUUAGGCAGGAAAUGCUGUUGCUUGAUUGCAACCAGGAGGUGGAUAGUCUGAAGCAUUUGCUGGAGACGGGGGCCUCCGUCAACGCACCCCCGGAUCCCUGCGAGCAGUCUCCUGUCCACUUAGCUGCAGGUGGCGGCCUUGCUUGCUUUCUUCUCUGGCAGCUACAAACGGGCGCUGACCUCAACCAACAGGAUGUUUUGGGAGAAGCUCCACUACACAAGGCAGCAAAAGUUGGAAGCCUGGAAUGCCUUAGCCUGCUUGUAGCCAGUGAUGCCCAAAUUGACUUAUGUAAUAAGAAUGGGCAAACAGCUGAAGAUCUUGCUUGGUCAUGUGGAUUUCCGGAAUGUGCCAAGUUUCUUACAACAAUUAAAUGGAUGCAGACAGUAAAAUCAAGUCAACUGUCUGAUAGGGAUCAUUGUGUUCCAGUGCUCAGACAGAAACGAAGUUUUGGAAGUGUAGAAAACACAAAUGGGAAAAGGAAGCGUUGAUGUCACGUUGGUUAUGAAGAGGUGUGAAGAAGGCCUUCAUUUCAUGCAGAUCUACAAGCUCUGGCUUUUGGCUUACCGUAUGUGUCUAAACUCCUUCUAAGAAGGAGGAAAACUUUCUUCCACAUGAAGAUAACACUUAAGAAUACAUGUAUUUACAUGCCUAUAAUAUUUUGGUUGUGCAUGCAUGCUUUCUCUUUUAAGUUAUUAAAGGACUGUUUAAAGAGUAAAUCCUCUGUGCAGUAUUUACAUCCUUUGAAAAAAAUCAAUAGUUUAAACCAUCAAACUAUACCCAGGAUUUAAUUUGGAGUUAAACUUAUUCUUUAUUAACAAAUUUAUAAUACCACUUUACUUCAGUCUUUGAGUCCAAGACAUUUUAAAUAAUAUUUGGUCGCUGAGGAAGACAUAAGUUAUAGUAAGCAUCCUUGUUCCAAAAGUCUGGGCCCUUCCAUCCACACCAGCCCUGGAUUUGGGAGAAGGGAAAGAAAAACUUUUUAUAACCUUAUAAGACUACAUGACGACAGUGUUAAUGUGAGGCUCUGUCAGCAGUACCUUGGAAUAACACUCUUAAUACCAGUCUAAUUCAAGGAUUUUAAUUCCUAUUAAGCAUAGAAAAGUAACGUAUUUGGGUCCGUUUAUGGCAGAUUUUAAAACUUUUGAUUGUGUAGUAUUUAAUCAUAGAAAUCAUCAAAAAAGAAAACCUUCAUUAUAGUAACUUACGCCAGAUACCACACUUUGUUGAUUCUAAUAUGUAUAGUUUUACAAAUCUGGCAGUUGAUAGCAUGUGAUAGUUUAAUUGGCACUGUUUUUCUUAGUGGUCCAUAAAAGACUACCAUUCAGUGGCACCUUAGGUAUGAUCAAAUAUGGUAGUGAGAAAUCUGAGCCUGUCCCAUCAUUUGCAUUCUAUGUCCCUUCCUUUUCCUCAGGCUGUAACCAAUUCUGCUUUCCAUUCUUCAUGUCAUUGUUAAUCCUUUUCCCCAGCAGAGAAAAUUACUUUCAAACAGAAUCUCAUUAUGAAUAUGAAAGUUUAUCACAUUUCUUCUAGGGCCACUGAUUUAUUUUCUUAAAGAAGAAAACUUGAAGAAAAAACUGACUGGUCUGUUAUAUCAUUUCCAAAUAAAAUGCUUUGUUUGAGAAAUACUUGUGAAGAAGCUAGCUGAGGACUCUUAAAAUACCGCUGAGUGAGUGACAAGUAGCGGUUUUAUUCCUUACUCUAACUCUGGAGCUGCUGGAUAUUCUGGCAGGCACCCCCAAAGUCAAAGUUCAUAGUUUCUAUUAAAGACAUUGUGUUAGCUCUAUUUUUGUGUGUGGAAGAGGGAGGGUUGUUGAGUAGAGAUAUUCUUUUUACUUUUUUCUUUUUCUUUUUCUGAUUGCAAAAAUAGGGCACAUUGUAAAAAUUCAAAUGAGAUGGAAGUUAAAAAAUAAAGAAAUCCUGUUACUCCUAUUUGUACCUCUCCCCAGAUAAACAUCAUGAAGUUUAUUGUCUUUUAGACC